Molecule: messenger RNA, 3093 nt
Organism: Echinops telfairi (small Madagascar hedgehog)
Lineage: Eukaryota; Metazoa; Chordata; Mammalia; Afrosoricida; Tenrecidae
Gene: SART3
Product: spliceosome associated factor 3, U4/U6 recycling protein
Exons: 15
Coding region: 6-2489 (827 amino acids)
Biological process (GO): mRNA splicing, via spliceosome
Cellular component (GO): ASAP complex; cytoplasm; nucleoplasm
Molecular function (GO): protein binding; RNA binding
Source: RefSeq, a predicted model, not a curated record
UCAAGAUGGCGACGGCGGCUGCCUCCUCCGCAGCUGAGCCGGAGGUGGAGUCCAAGGCUGGGCCCCAAGUUGGGGCCGAGACGGAGGGAGAGGAGGACAAGGUGAAGGACCCAGCGGCGCGGCGGAAGGUGCUGUCGCGGGCGGCGGCGGCGGCGGCGACGUGCAAGGCCGCGGGGCCGGCGUGGGAUCCGCGGGAGGAAGGCGAGAGCGAGAGCGAUGGCGAUGAGGAGUACGCCAUGGCUUCUUCAGCGGAGAGCUCCCCGGGGGAAUACGAAUGGGAGUACGACGAAGAGGAGGAGAAGAACCAGCUGGAGAUUGAGCGGCUGGAGGAGCAGGUGGGCGUCGGGGUGCCCAGCGGGCUCCUCUCCCCGGGCGACUGGACCUGGGAGGCGCCCCUCCGCCCGAACAUCUGGCUGGAGUAUGGGCAGUACUCCGUCGGAGGAAUUGGCCAGAAGGGCGGCCUUGAGAAGGUACGCUCCGUGUUUGAAAGGGCGCUCUCGUCCGUCGGCCUGCACCUGACCAAAGGACUCGCCAUCUGGGAGGCUUACCGAGAGUUUGAGAGUGCGAUUGUGGAAGCUGCUCGGGUAAGGGGCUUGUGUGGAGAGCUGAGGGGGCGGGCAGUCUCCAGUUGGCUUGAAAGGAGUGUUUUGAAGUGGAACUUGGCUCUGCCCUUAGCUAAUAUGGAGGCUACCUUUGCAGAGUACGAAGAAUGGUCUGAAGACCCGAUCCCAGAACCGGUCGUUCAGAGCUACCACAAGGCGCUGCAGCAGCUGGAGAAGUACAAGCCCUACGAGGAAGCCUUGGUGACUCGCUCCCAGGACCGGCAGCUGAAAGUCAAGGACUUGGUUUUAUCCGUACACAGUCGCGCUGUGAGAAACUGCCCCUGGACGGUUGCCCUGUGGAGUCGGUACCUGCUGGCCAUGGAGAGAUACGAAGUUGACCAUCUCACGAUUGCCGAAACCUUCGAGAAAGCUCUGAGUGCAGGCUUUAUCCAGGCUACGGACUACGUGGAGAUCUGGCAGGCGUACCUCGAUUACCUGAGGAGGAGGGUUGAUUUCCAGCAAGCAAAGGCUCGACUUUGCAAGAAUAUGCAGAAAGCCCGGGAACUCUGGGACAGCAUCAUGACCAAAGGAAAUGCCAAGUACGCCAACAUGUGGCUUGAGUAUUACAACCUGGAAAGGGCGCAUGGGGACACCCAGCACUGCAGGAAGGCUCUCCACCGGGCUGUCCAGUGUACCAGCGACUACCCGGAACACGUCUGUGAAGUGCUGCUCACCAUGGAGAGGACGGAAGGGACAUUAGAAGAUUGGGACAUAGCCGUUCAGAAAACUGAAACACGGCUAGCCCGUGUUAACGAGCAGAGAAUCAAGGCUGCGGAGAAGGAAGCCGUCCUGGCCCAGCAGGAAGAGGCGAAGAGUGAACAGCGGAAGCGGGCCCGGGCCGAGAAGAAAGCCCAGAAGAAGAAGAAGAGCCGAGCCAGUGAGGACGCAGAGAGAGAGUGGGGUGACGAAGAGCAGCCCUCCAAACGGCGGAGGGUGGAGAACAGCGUUCCUCCUGCCACCGCUGCGCAGGGCGCAGACACGGAAGCAGAGCUCCCUGGGCGGAGGGCCCCUGCGGAGGUCGGCCCCCCUUCCAAGCAGAAGGAAAAGGCUGCCGCCCUGAAGAGGGACAUGGCCCGGGUGCCUCAUGACAGCAGGAAGGACGGCAUCACCGUCUUUGUCAGCAACCUGCCCUACAGCAUGUCUGAGCCGGACACGAAGCUCCAGCCCCUCUUUGAGGCCUGUGGCGAAGUGGCUGAGAUCCGGCCCAUCUUCAGCAACCGCGGGGACUUCCGGGGCUACUGCUACGUGGAGUUCAAAGACGAGAAGUCGGCCCUGCAGGCCCUGGAGCUGGAUCGCAGAAAUGUGGAGGGGAGGCCGAUGUUUGUCUCCCCCUGUGUGGACAAGAGCAAAAACCCGGAUUUUAAGGUGUUCCGGUACAGCACUGCGCUGGAGAAGCACAAGGUGUUCAUCUCGGGGCUGCCGUUCUCCUGCACCAGAGAGGAGCUAGAGGAACUCUGCCAGGCACACGGCACUGUGAAGGACCUCCGGCUGGUCACCAACCGGGCUGGCAAACCCAAGGGCCUGGCCUACGUGGAGUUUGAGAAUGAAUCCCAGGCAUCGCAGGCCGUCCUGAAGAUGGACGGCAUGACGGUCAAGGAGAACGUCAUCAAGGUGGCGAUCAGCAAUCCCCCUCAGAGGAAAGCUCCCGAGAAGCCAGAGGCCAGGAAAGCACCUGGGGGCCCCCUGGUGCCGCGGCAGAUCUAUGGCGCGCGGGGGAAAGGAAGGACCCAGCUCUCUCUCCUGCCUCGGGCCCUGCAGCGCCCGAGCACCACCACUUCCCAGGCCGAGAAUGGCCCUGCCUCACAUCCAGCAGACGCCAACUCCACCCUGGCUGAGGCGCCCAAGAUGUCUAAUGCUGACUUUGCCAAGUUGCUUCUGAGAAAGUGAACGGGCCUCAGCUAGAGAAAAGAGAUGCCUUACUUGACUUUGUCCUGGCUCCGUUACCCAGCCACGUGCCGGACCUCAGGCACUCCCUGUCCUCCGAUGAGACUGAAGGGGAGGGCUGUUCCCAGGCAGGAGGUUGAAACGCUCCCUCAUAUUGAGGGCAAGGGAGGAGGAGGGUCACGCUGCUGUCUGGGCACAGGGUCUGGUUUCCGAAGCUAUUUUUGUCUCAAAGUGUGAGCAUCAGAAGUGAAACCUGAACCCAGUUCUGAGGCCACUUGUCCACAUGUGUCUGGUCACCUCCUGGCCCCUUGUAGAAGACACCUGUCCUACACCUGUGCAGCACAUGUGCCCAUCGUUCUUACUUUGUAAAAGACAACACAACAGAUGUUAGCAAUUCACCACAAUGGCCUAUUUUAGUAAAGGUGGGAACAAGGGGAUGUUACAAGCAAAUCAGUUGAUGACUUUUUGUUCAAAGGGGCUGUGCAUUUUUAUAUCACGGAUUUGUAACAACCUGUCAACACAUUGUGUUUCCUAUAAGCAAAACACUAGCCCCGGUUUUCUGGAGGAAUUCUGUAGGCCGCUUGAGGUGGACCAUUUUUCUUGGCCU